AGCAAACUUGUCUACGUCAUCUGAAGCCACCGGAAGCGUGAGUUAUCUGUCCCCGCCCCAGCAGCUCAGUCAAUCCAACCUGAAGAGAAGGCGAGUCAACGGCUAAAAAUAUAAUAGCUAACACAAGAUGGCCGGUCUGCCUCGUAGGAUUGUAAAGGAAACGCAGCGGUUGAUGGCAGAGCCUGUUCCAGGGAUCACUGCUACGCCUGAUGAAGGGAAUGCACGCUACUUCCAUGUGUUCAUUGCAGGGCCUCAAGAUUCUCCCUUUGAAGGAGGCACAUUUAGACUUGAACUAUUUCUUCCAGAAGAGUAUCCCAUGGCAGCUCCCAAAGUGCGAUUCAUGACCAAAAUCUAUCACCCCAAUGUUGACAAACUGGGAAGAAUAUGUUUAGACAUUUUGAAAGACAAGUGGUCUCCAGCCCUGCAGAUCCGUACAGUGUUGCUAUCUAUCCAGGCAUUAUUAAGUGCUCCCAAUCCAGAUGAUCCACUGGCAAAUGAUGUUGCAGAGCAGUGGAAGAAAAAUGAAAGCCAAGCCAUUGAGACAGCCCGAACAUGGACCAGGCUCUACGCAGGCAACAGUGAAGUAUAGAAGAAGAGAAUCAAGGCGUCUGAAUGUGAUCCACAAAAUAUACUCCUAUUCUGUCAUUUGAAUUUAACGGACACAAAAAAAGAGAAAAAAAAUAUUAUAAGUCCAAAUCUAUCUGAAAGAAAUGACGAGCAGCAGACCUCUGGGUGACAUAUGUUAAGACGCGUUAAAUGUGUGUUAGCCUUUUUUCUUUUUUCUUUCUUUUGUUUUUUUUGUUUGUUUGUUUUCUUUCCCCUGUGUUGCUAUUUAAAUGCAUGGACAGAGAAUGAGACCCUCCCCAUUACAGUCUUAAAACUCACAAUACAAUGUGUUGUCUUUAACCAGGCCACAUACUGGUACGUUUGCAAAGUGUACAUGCAUUAAAGCUGUCGUUCUUUUAACACAUGCAUUAUUUGUCAACACAUCUGUAUGUCUUUUUGUGUUAAUUCAGCACUGCACCGGUAGAAAUAGUAAAUGACACAUAAACUAUUAAUAAUGUAGGUUCCCAAAAUUUAGAGGGAUGGGGGGAAAAACCCAACACAAUUGGAAGGGGGGAAAACUAAAACAGCAGUUUAAAUGCACAGCAAGGGUGAAGCUGAAGGAUUUCGCAUAGGAAGUGCUUCCUCAAACUUUUAUACAAGCUCACACAAACGUAAGUUCAGCUGCUGAAUCCAGGUUAAAGAAAACUGGGAUAAUUGAGAGAUGUAUGCCCUGAUGUAAGUGCCGGGUUUGCUAAUGGGGAAUACAUAUUCCUUCACAGCCCCAGCUCAUGUUUUAAAGAAUUUAGUCAGUGCCUAGUAUCCUGCAGGUUUUGUGUAUUCAUUCACACCUUACCAUUGGAAUCAGGUGUGUAGAAAAGAUAAUAGAAAUGUUCUAAUUAGAAUCCAAUGAAUGGGGAUUCCUGCAGUAAUCCAAGAGCUGCUGGUUGGUUGUAAGUCUUGGAGUACUUCCACAGGCUUAAAAAGUCAUUCCCAACACAUUAAGGGAGGCAGAUGAAUGCUCAGUGUUGAAAGAAACUAAAUGUCAUAGCAGAGUAGCAUGUGUUGAAAAUGACGUCAGCUUUUUAAGAGGGUAGGAAGUUAACUUGUUGUUGGUUUUAUGUUCAUUUUUAACUAUCUGUCCAUGCUAUAUCUGUGUUGCCUGUUUUCAAUUUUAUUUUCAGUGUUACUUCAUGUACCAUACCAAGCUGAUAACAGGACGGUUCAAACUAGACGUCAGAGGUGAAGGGGGGUGUUUUCUUUAAGGGGGAAGUUGCGGUUCUUGCCAUUGAUUACAAGGUUGUUUUCAGAGUUUUCUGCUUUUACAUUUAAUCAGUUCCCGUGGGUAAAUUCAGUCACUGUGGAAGCAGGAAGAGCGGUGUUACAAAUAAAGCGUGUUCAACUUCAAAAGGAUUUUUGAUUGGCUAAAGAGAAUGGAUGUCAUGCACGCUGUACGAUAAUCCCACAAAAUCCAGGGUGUGAUUCAAUUUGAUGAACACUUUAGAAAAUAUAGAAACUUUCCUUUUAAAAGGGAUCAAAUAACGUUAAAGGCUCACUGCUACAUUGCCUGUACCCUUCAUGUUGCUUCAUUGUGGCUCAUCCGAGAGAGGACUGACCGAAACCUGUUUGUAGCUUUUUUUCUUUUCUUUUUUUUUUUCUUGGAUUAUCACAGGCUUUGCUUAGAUUUGAUGGUGUCCAGAAAUAUUAACUCUAACUGCUAUAUUUGCUGAAGCCUGGAAGAUGGAGCACGGCUUAAAACCUGGUUAAUUUAUUGUUUCCCUGAGGGACUUGAUGGUAAUCUAAAGGAAAAAAAAACAGUCACUCACUGGAUUUUUGAAGUAUAUUGAUCAACAUACUGAGCUCAAACUGAAUAAUCAACUCCCCAUGUGAUGAAUAAAAAAAAAAACAGUUCUGUCAGUAAUUUCAGUGCAUUUGCAUACAUGGCUCUUCAAACACUCUGGUAAUAAACUGAGUUGAGUAAGUAA
Messenger RNA from Oreochromis niloticus (Nile tilapia), 2528 nucleotides. It is a transcript of the gene ube2nb, whose product is annotated as ubiquitin-conjugating enzyme E2Nb. Bases 128 to 589 code for a protein of 153 amino acids. Lineage: Eukaryota; Metazoa; Chordata; Actinopteri; Cichliformes; Cichlidae. The record is from RefSeq and is a predicted model, not a curated record. The transcript is spliced from 4 exons.